Hermetia illucens (black soldier fly) is the source of this 940-nucleotide messenger RNA. RefSeq names its product farnesol dehydrogenase-like. The transcript has 3 exons. The record is from RefSeq and is a predicted model, not a curated record. Bases 71 to 841 code for a protein of 256 amino acids. NCBI's taxonomy places the organism in Eukaryota, Metazoa, Arthropoda, Insecta, Diptera, Stratiomyidae.
UUUAAACCAAAUUAGUAAAAGCUUUUUAACAUUUAAUCCAUUCACAUCUGGUUCGUUUAGUCGGUCUUCAAUGGAAAGGUGGCAAAGUCGAGUAGCAGUGAUAACAGGUGCUAGUGCUGGCAUUGGAGCUGUUAUUGCGGAGGACCUGGUUAAAGCUGGACUUGUGGUGGUUGCGUUGGCACGGAGAGAAACUAAACUCCAGGAAAGAAAACAAACGUUACCUGUUGAUCUGCAAACACGAUACCAUCCACUUAAAUGUGAUGUUACGGACGAAGAAGAUGUUAAGAAAGCUUUCGCGUGGGUCGAGAAGAAUCUAGGUGGAACCGAUAUUCUUAUCAACAAUGCAGGAGUGUUCUAUCUUGGAGAAAAUCUUACGGACUCUAAUAGCACCGAAGCGAUUUGCAAAACCUUGGAUACAAACGUUAAGGCCUUGGCGUUUUGUGUUCGUGAAGCUUUCAACUCAAUGAAAAACCGAAAGUUCGACGGUCAUGUGAUACUCAUCAAUAGUAUCGCUGGACAUACCACUGAAAGGGUUUCCGGAGCAAAUAUGUAUAUACCAUCCAAACAUGCUGUUACCGCUAUGGCUCAAACGUAUCGCCAUGAAUUCGCACAUGCUGGUACAAAAGUGAAAAUCUCGAGCAUUAGUCCAGGAGCAGUUGAUACGGAUUUACUUCCGGAAUAUAUUAAAAAAAUGGGAAUUCCCAUUUUAAGUCCCGAAGACGUUUCGAAUGCUAUUCAGUAUGUUAUCGCCACUCCCCCCAAUGUCCAGAUUUUUGAACUGACAAUUGAACCUGUGCGUGAUAAGGUGAUAAACAGAUCGACUUUGGAACAGAACAAGUAGCUUCGAAUUAUCUGUAAUUUGCUGUUUCCGUUGAUCUAGUAGACUGCAAUUGUAUUAAAUACUUGAAAGGGCACUCUGCAAUAAAUUAUUUAAUUCGGA